UAUAAUAAAGAAAAAAUGAAUAGGAGAGACCGGAAGACCAGUCCUGAAAUUGAAAGGAGGAAUAAGGAGGAGGGUAUGCCUCUGGUGGAGGAGAAAAGGUGCUUUUUAAAAAAGAUGGAACUAGAAGGUAGAACUUGCGGAAAACGCAGUCCGGGAUACACGGGAAAAUCGGACCGGACGUAUUUACUUCGGCUGGCAUUGACGAAUGCCCGUCUUCAAAGGGAGAGGGAGGAAGCGACAAAAGAACGUGAAGAAGUGGUGGGAGAAUGUGAGGAGGAGGAGGCAUAUUUCGAUGACGACGAAGAUUAA
Paramuricea clavata is the source of this 309-nucleotide messenger RNA. The record is from the annotation of a GenBank genome assembly. NCBI's taxonomy places the organism in Eukaryota, Metazoa, Cnidaria, Anthozoa, Malacalcyonacea, Plexauridae.